AUGGCCUUUGACAGGAUCGCGGGCAAGGAGGAUCUCUACGUUGGAGGGAUCUUCGCUCUUCGGAAGCCGGAGCUUCUGGAAGAGAGAAACAUCACUUCAGUGCUGUCUGUGAUAAAAUACUCGUUUGACGGAUGGGGUGAGAGGGCCAAUCGCUUCAACCAUCUGAGCAUCGAUGUCGACGAUGUAGACGACCAAGACUUGCUUGUGUACCUGUCGUCUGCCGUCAGGUUUAUCGAUCAAGGCUUAUACCCGCCUCGAGAUGGUCCAAACGAGACGGCGGAACCGAAGUCAUCGGAUCCAACAGGAGCGGUAUACGUACACUGCGCAAUGGGCAAAUCCCGUUCCGUGACGUGCGUAGUCGCUUACUUGCUUUACAAGUACCCUCAUCGUUUUGGGGGGAAGCAAUUCAGUCACUCAGCAACAUCCCCGACGCAGCGGCGCGAGACGGCAAAUGCAGCUGUCAUCCAGGCUCUGACGCUGGUGCGAGAGGCGCGUUCAAUCGCAGAGCCGAACCCCGGCUUCAUGCGCCAACUCGAACUGUGGUGGGAGAUGGGCUGCCCGGCAGAUGACGACAGGGAUGUUGAGAAUCAUCCCAUCUACCAGAAAUGGCUCUAUGAGAGCAAGCUGAAAGAAGCUCGCGACCUUGGUAUGGCGCCGGAUGCCGACUGGAUACGUUUCGAGGACGAGGCUGAAUCGUCGGAGGACCAACCGAAGCACGAGGCCAGUGCCGAAAAGCAACUGAGAUGCAAGAAGUGCCGCCGCACUCUUGCAAAUUCCCAAUUCGUUGUAGGUCAUCAAGGCACCGGGAAGACGGAAAACCCAGCCUCCCCUUGCCCUCACAUCUUUGUCGAUACAUUGUCCUGGAUGCGGCCGGCUCUUGAGGAUGGGGCACUCGAUGGCCGCUUGAUCUGUCCCAAUGCCAAAUGUAACGCCAUCGUCGGUCGUUUUGCUUGGCAGGGGUUCAAAUGUAGCUGCGGCGAAUGGGUGUGUCCUGCGUUUUCACUCAAUCGGAGCCGGGUCGACGAAGCGGAUGUCCGGCCUGGUGGGAUGGGAAUCCGCAUGCCACCGGGCCGCAGCGGCAGCUUAUAA
Neoarthrinium moseri is the source of this 1089-nucleotide messenger RNA. RefSeq lists its product as uncharacterized. Gene Ontology annotation, molecular function: protein tyrosine/serine/threonine phosphatase activity. The transcript is spliced from 2 exons. Gene Ontology annotation, biological process: protein dephosphorylation. The record is from RefSeq and is a predicted model, not a curated record. Lineage: Eukaryota; Fungi; Ascomycota; Sordariomycetes; Amphisphaeriales; Apiosporaceae. Gene Ontology annotation, cellular component: nucleus. Bases 1 to 1089 code for a protein of 362 amino acids.